Salvia splendens (bonfire salvia) is the source of this 588-nucleotide messenger RNA. RefSeq names its product beta-glucosidase 18. The coding region runs from base 1 to 588 and encodes 195 amino acids. Gene Ontology annotation, biological process: carbohydrate metabolic process. NCBI's taxonomy places the organism in Eukaryota, Viridiplantae, Streptophyta, Magnoliopsida, Lamiales, Lamiaceae. The transcript is spliced from 3 exons. Gene Ontology annotation, molecular function: beta-glucosidase activity. The record is from RefSeq and is a predicted model, not a curated record.
AUGGCGUAUGAGAGGGCAAACUACCCGCCUGCUCGCUGCUCGCCACCUUUUGGCGACUGUGUUAGUGGGAAUUCAGAUGUUGAGCCCCUGAUUGUCGUGCACAACAGCCCAUGCCAAAGCUGGUUUAUAUUUCAAGUGAUUAUGUUUGAGGUGAUCUUGAUGCAGUCGAAAGUGGAUGGUGUAUUGAGCAUCGCUGUCUGUGCUUUCAUGUACGUGCCAAUGACAGACGACGAGAAGGAUAAGGCAGCUGCAGAUAGAGCAUUAGCUUUCAAUGUUGCCUGGACGCUGGAACCACUUGUGUUUGGGGAUUACCCUCCAGAAAUGAGGAGUAUCCACGGACCCGAGUUACCAAGUUUUUCUGCAGAGGAAAGGGUGCUUUUGAGGGACAGCAUAGACUUUAUUGGGAUAAACCAUUAUGCAAAGGAUUGCACCCAUUCCGUUUGCGUCUGCAACAUAUCUAGUUGCGUCCAAGGCAGCGACCGUACAAUCAGGGGCUUCACCUACACUGGUGUUCCGAUUGGGGAGCGAGUGAGAAUAAUCUUGACUGUUCUUUUCUUUGAGGACAUUGAUGAAUCGGCGAAUUUUUGA